Molecule: messenger RNA, 1436 nt
Organism: Orcinus orca (killer whale)
Lineage: Eukaryota; Metazoa; Chordata; Mammalia; Artiodactyla; Delphinidae
Gene: SPI1
Product: Spi-1 proto-oncogene
Exons: 5
Coding region: 231-1043 (270 amino acids)
Biological process (GO): regulation of transcription by RNA polymerase II; cell differentiation
Cellular component (GO): nucleus
Molecular function (GO): sequence-specific DNA binding; DNA-binding transcription factor activity, RNA polymerase II-specific
Source: RefSeq, a predicted model, not a curated record
CCCAAGGGGACUAUCUCCCAGCGGCAGGCCUUCGAUAAAAUCAGGAACUUGCGCUGGCCCUGCAAUGUCAAGGGAGGGGGCUCACCCAGGGCUCCUGUAGCUCAAGGGGCAGGCCUGAGCCCUGUACCCGCCCUGAGUCCGUCCAGCCCCCGACGGGGCGCCCCAUCCCCAGGGGCUCCGCACUGGCCCCCACCAAGGCAGGGGACCUGACCGGCUCGGAGCUCGGCUGGAUGUUACAGGCGUGCAAAAUGGAAGGGUUUCCCCUCGUCCCCCCUCCAUCGGAAGAUCUAGUUCCCUAUGACACGGAUCUCUACCAACGCCAAACGCACGAAUAUUACCCCUAUCUCAGCAGUGAUGGAGAGAGCCACAGCGACCAUUACUGGGACUUCCACCCGCACCACAUGCACAGCGAGUUCGAGACCUUCCCCGAGAACCACUUCACAGAGCUGCAGAGCGUGCAGGCCCCGCAGCUGCAGCAGCUCUACCGCCACAUGGAGCUGGAGCAGAUGCACGUGCUCGACACACCCAUGGCGCCCACCCACGCCAGCCUUGGCCACCAGGUCUCCUACCUGCCCCGGAUGUGCCUCCCGUACCCCUCCCUGUCCCCGGCUCAGCCCAGCUCGGAUGAGGAGGAGGGUGAGCGGCAGAGCCCCCCACUGGAGGUGUCUGACGGGGAGACCGACGGCCUGGAGCCAGGGCCUGGCCUGCUGCACGGGGAGACAGGCAGCAAGAAGAAGAUCCGCCUGUACCAGUUCCUGCUGGACCUGCUGCGCAGUGGCGACAUGAAGGACAGCAUCUGGUGGGUGGACAAGGACAAGGGCACCUUCCAGUUCUCGUCCAAGCACAAGGAGGCGCUGGCGCACCGCUGGGGCAUCCAGAAAGGCAACCGCAAGAAGAUGACCUACCAGAAGAUGGCCCGCGCGCUUCGCAACUACGGCAAGACGGGCGAGGUCAAGAAAGUCAAGAAGAAGCUCACCUACCAGUUCAGUGGGGAGGUGCUGGGCCGCGGGGGCCUGGCCGAGCGGCGCCACCCGCCCCACUGAGCCCAGGCCCGAGCCCGCCGGGCCGCCAGGCCUCCCCUCUGGCCAUAGCAUUAACCCCCCGCCCGGCCGGACACAGGGGGGAAGCUCCCAGGGGCCAGGGGCAGGACUGGGGCGGGCCAGGCCUCGCCUCCCCGCCCACCCCCUCCUCCUCCAAGCCCCGCCCACACCCCUGCUUCGCCUCCCACCAGGACUCCAGCCCCGGCUCCAGAAAGCCACCUGGGCGUCUGGCCCCAGCAAGGGUCAGCUUCCUUAGUACCAGGGGUGCUUCCUUGGGAGUUCGAAGUCAUCGUAUUUGUGUAAAUUGAACCUUCCUCUUUAAGCAUCCCUUUCUCUCCACACCUCUCCCCCAUCAGCUUCCUCAGGAAUACCAGUUAUUAAAGUUAUUCUCAGUGA